GCAAGCACAAGGUUAGCGAGAGAGAGGGAAAGGACUUUUGGGGUGCGGCGGAGUAAAGCAGCUGCAGCGUCCUCCUGUUUAAGAGAGAGAGAGAGAUUUUGGAGUCUGUUUGUGUCGUGCGAGAGUUUAAGAAGAGGAGGUGGGCGUCCAAAUCCAACAAUUCAACAAAGCCAAAGGAAAAAAAAGAAAAGAAGAAAAGAAAAGAAGAUCGAAUCGAAUGAAAAUGGAUUCGGACUUCGGAAUAGCAAGAGAACUUUCUGAUCUGCAAAAGCUUCGCGCUCAGUACCAGCCACAGCUCCCUCCCUGCCUUGAGGGAACUACUGUUCGAGUGGAGUUUGGCGAUGGCACUACUACUGCUGACCCGCACGGGGCUCACACUAUCAGUCGCUCCUUUCCUCACAGCUAUGGUCAGCCUCUGGCUCACUUUCUCAGGGCUACUGCCAAGGUCCCUGAUGCUCAGAUCAUCACUGACCACCCGCCUAUUCGGGUGGGAUUAGUUUUCUGCGGUAGACAGUCUCCUGGUGGACAUAAUGUCAUUUGGGGACUACACGAUGCUCUCAAAGUUCAUAAUCCUAACAGCACUUUGCUUGGAUUUUUGGGUGGUUCUGAAGGUCUAUUUGCACAGAAGACUCUUGAAAUUACCGAUGACAUCCUUGCUACAUAUAAAAAUCAAGGCGGUUAUGAUCUACUUGGACGGACAAAAGAUCAAAUAAGGACUACUGAGCAGGUGAAUGCAGCAAUGGCUGCAUGCAAAGCUUUAAAGUUGGACGGCCUUGUUGUUAUUGGAGGGGUAACUUCAAACACAGAUGCUGCUCAGCUUGCAGAAACUUUUGCAGAAGCAAAAUGCCAAACAAAGGUUGUGGGUGUCCCAGUCACGCUAAAUGGAGAUCUCAAGAACCAAUUUGUAGAAACUAAUGUUGGUUUUGACACUAUAUGCAAGGUUAAUUCCCAGCUUAUUAGCAAUGUUUGUACUGAUGCACUCUCUGCUGAGAAGUAUUAUUAUUUCAUCCGACUCAUGGGCCGAAAGGCAUCACAAGUUGCUUUGGAAUGCACUCUUCAGUCACACCCAAAUAUGGUGAUUCUCGGUGAGGAAGUGGCUGCAUCGAAACUUACACUUUUUGACAUCACAAAACAAAUUUGUGAUGCUGUUCAAGCUAGGGCUGAACAAGAUAAAUAUCAUGGUGUCAUUCUGCUGCCAGAGGGGCUUAUAGAAAGUAUUCCUGAAGUGUAUGCUUUAUUACAGGAAAUCCAUGGGUUGCUUAGACAAGGUGUUUCUGCUGAUAGCAUUUCCUCUCAACUGACCCCCUGGGCAUCUGCAUUAUUUGAGUUCUUACCACCUUUCAUAAGGAAACAGCUCCUACUCUUUCCAGAAUCUGAUGAUUCCGCACAGCUAUCCCAGAUUGAGACAGAGAAACUUCUUGCGCAUCUCGUGGAAGCUGAAAUCAAUAGGCGAUUGAAAGAAGGAACUUAUAAAGGAAAAAAAUUUAAUGCCAUUUGCCACUUCUUUGGUUAUCAAGCUCGAGGGUCACUGCCAUCAAAGUUUGAUUGCGAUUAUGCCUAUGUUCUUGGUCAUAUCUGCUACCAUAUUCUGGCUGCUGGGUUGAAUGGUUACAUGGCAACUGUAACUAAUCUUAAAAAUCCUGUAAACAAGUGGAAAUGUGGCGCCGCUCCAAUUACUGCUAUGAUGACCGUUAAGCGCUAUGGUCGUGGUCCUGGAACACAGUCCCUUGGAAAACCUGCUCUGCAUCCUGCUACUGUUGAUCUGAAAGGCAAAGCAUACGAGUUGUUGAGACAAAAUGCGACAAAGUUUUUGAUGGAUGAUGUCUACAGAAAUCCAGGACCCCUUCAAUUUGAUGGUCCUGGUGCAGAUGCAAAGUCUGUAACCUUAUGUGUUGAAGACCAGGACUAUAUGGGCCGCAUCAAACGGUUGCAAGAAUAUCUUGAUAAGGUGCGCACUAUUGUGAAACCUGGGUGCUCACAAGAUGUUCUGAAAGCUGCUCUGAGUGCCAUGUCUUCUGUGACGGACAUUCUAUCCGUGAUGUCAACACCAUCAAACAGUGGAAACACGCCCUUUUGAACGUUAACAUGUUGAUGAUGAAUGGAAAUUUUGUGGUGAAACCAUUAAUGCAGGAUUCCUGAUGUUUCUUUUUUUUUUUUUGACUUUAUGCAUGAGGUCAAUAGUUUAAUUAGGUGCUCGAAAACCGAAUUAUGAAGAUAAAUAUGAUGGUUUUGGUUUUUUCUUGUUGCGGUUUUCAUUCUUGCAACUCUGAGGAACAGAAUAACACACUGUAGUUGACUGGAGUAUGUGGUUGGCUGAACAUGUGGCGAAACGAGACUUGGUUUCUGCAAUAAUGAAGAUUUGUUUUUUUUUUUUUUAA
This is a messenger RNA of Coffea arabica (coffee), 2378 nucleotides long. Its product is annotated as pyrophosphate--fructose 6-phosphate 1-phosphotransferase subunit alpha. NCBI's taxonomy places the organism in Eukaryota, Viridiplantae, Streptophyta, Magnoliopsida, Gentianales, Rubiaceae. Gene Ontology annotation, molecular function: ATP binding; 6-phosphofructokinase activity; diphosphate-fructose-6-phosphate 1-phosphotransferase activity. Gene Ontology annotation, cellular component: cytosol. Gene Ontology annotation, biological process: glycolytic process; photosynthesis; response to glucose. The record is from RefSeq and is a predicted model, not a curated record.